AUGGCUGACUCUCAGCGUCGUCCCCGUGUCUUCUUUGACAUUCAAAUUGGCAACGAAAAAACUGGCCGUAUUGCCCUGGAAUUGGUACUCGUACCAAAGACUGCAGAGAACUUCCGUGCUCUCUGUACCGGAGAGAAGGGCAUGGGAAAGCAGGGCAAGCCAUUGCAUUUUAAGGGUUCGAUCUUCCACCGUGUGAUCAAGCAAUUCAUGAUCCAGGGUGGUGACUUCACUGCAUUCAACGGCACUGGCGGCGAAUCGAUUUACGGCGAGAAAUUCCCCGACGAGAAUUUUGAGCUCAAGCAUGACAAACCUUUCCUCCUCUCUAUGGCCAACUCUGGCCCCGGCACCAACGGAAGUCAGUUCUUCAUCACUACCGUCCCCACCCCUCACCUGGAUGGCAAGCACGUUGUUUUUGGAGAAGUAAUCAACGGAAAGAGUGUCGUCCGCAAGGUCGAGAACAUGAACACCCAGGCAGACAAGCCCGUCAAGGACGUCACUAUUGUCGAGUGUGGUGAGCUCACGGGCCAGGACUACGAUGAUGCUGAUAAGCAAACCCCUGAUGCUACCGGCGACCCCUACGAGGAUUUCCCCGAUGAUCACCAAGGCGAGGAGCUUAAUGCCCAAGUCUGCUUCAAGAUUGCGUCGGAACUGAAGAACUUUGGAAACGCUGCUUUCAAGAGCGGCAACCUUGCGCUUGGUCUGGAGAAGUACCAGAAAGGCCUGCGCUACUUGCACGAGUUCCCCGAGCCUGAUGAGAAUGACCCCAAAGAGCUUGAUGGUCAGAUCAAGGCCCUUCGGUUUGCCCUGCACUCCAACUCUUCCCUUCUGGCCAACAAACUGGCACAGUACGGAAACGGUCGGUCCUGGGCUACCUACGCCUUGGACACCGCCAACGCCGCCAAUGCGAAGGAUGCCGACAAGGCCAAGGCCUACUACCGCCGUGCCGUGGCCUCCAGCGGUCUGAAGGAAGAGGACGAGGCCCUGAAGGACCUCCAGGAAGCCGAGAAGCUGGCCCCCGGCGACGCCGGCAUCACCAACGAAAUUGCCAAGGUCAAGAAGGCCAUCAAGGACCGUCAGGCCAAGGAACGCGCCACUGCGCAGAAGUUCUUCUCAUAA
Messenger RNA from Aspergillus oryzae RIB40, 1116 nucleotides. RefSeq names its product peptidylprolyl isomerase. The transcript is spliced from 4 exons. Gene Ontology annotation, biological process: protein folding; protein peptidyl-prolyl isomerization. The record is from RefSeq and is a predicted model, not a curated record. Gene Ontology annotation, molecular function: peptidyl-prolyl cis-trans isomerase activity; protein binding. Gene Ontology annotation, cellular component: intracellular membrane-bounded organelle. Bases 1 to 1116 code for a protein of 371 amino acids. Lineage: Eukaryota; Fungi; Ascomycota; Eurotiomycetes; Eurotiales; Aspergillaceae.